AUGCCUGCCUUACACGAAUUCCACCCUGGACACCUCAAAAUGCAAGAUAGCAAGGCUCUAGAUGUAACUCUUGGCCAACUAUUGUCGCCAAUGCCAGCAGAAGCAUCACCCACCUUCCAGUACUUUAAUUAUAUGGAUGAGGCAUCUGAUGUGACUCCCUCUGCAACCGCCAGUCGCUCUGAAAGGUCUGAAUAUCUUGAUGAAGGCUGUAUCGGCUUCAUGGAUCUCAUUAUGCCCGAUCUGGAGCUACUCGCCGCCUGUGCGUCGCCUUCAAUAAGUGAUGAAGGAAGAUCCGACCAAUAUAAUUGCACAAUCAUCCCAGAUAUUGACAUUGACGCUCAAUGGUCAUUGUUGCCUCUGCCUUCUCUGGAAGCUGCCAACCCUGUCAAUGUCAUGGACGUCUUCAAUUACAAUCUUGUAAAUGUCGACAACACUGUUGGAACCGAGGUACUACUGGCUGCUCCUAGCCCAGUGUAUGAUGCUAAGGAUGUUCCAGCUCGUAUAAGGGAUCGUAGAGACUCUGCUCUGGAUAUUGCGGCACCCAUCACCAAGAAGGUAGUUAAGAGGCCCACCACAGUAGAGGAAGAGGAAGACACCACUUCUGAUGGAGAAGAUAGCAACUAUAGUAACGACUCGGAAGACGAAAAACCAAGAAAGCAAACCUCAAAAACAGCAAACCGUCGUAAAACCAGCAACCACGUCACCGCUGGUAAUGGUCGAAUCACCAAACCAUGUGUUGCAGUAUUAAGCAAAGUACUGGAACAAACAUGCUAUCCAGAAACUAGUGUAAGGAAGCUGUUGGCUGAACGGAUGAAUAUGAGACCAAGGACGGUGCAGAUAUGGUUUCAGAACAAGAGACAGUAUAUGAAGGCUAGUGGGGUUAGUGAAGGGUUGAGGAACAAGAGAGGAGAUCCAUACAAGAUACCAACAGGAAAGAAGGUGGUUAUUGAGACGUUGGGUGAAGAUGUUGAGAGGUGGUGUGAUGAAGCUGGCUUUUAA
This is a messenger RNA of Synchytrium microbalum, 999 nucleotides long. RefSeq lists its product as uncharacterized. Gene Ontology annotation, biological process: regulation of transcription by RNA polymerase II. Gene Ontology annotation, molecular function: DNA-binding transcription factor activity, RNA polymerase II-specific; sequence-specific double-stranded DNA binding. NCBI's taxonomy places the organism in Eukaryota, Fungi, Chytridiomycota, Chytridiomycetes, Synchytriales, Synchytriaceae. The record is from RefSeq and is a predicted model, not a curated record. Gene Ontology annotation, cellular component: nucleus. Bases 1 to 999 code for a protein of 332 amino acids. The transcript has 2 exons.